This is a messenger RNA of Scomber scombrus (Atlantic mackerel), 2651 nucleotides long. RefSeq names its product protein C (inactivator of coagulation factors Va and VIIIa), a (gene proca). The record is from RefSeq and is a predicted model, not a curated record. Gene Ontology annotation, biological process: blood coagulation; proteolysis. The coding region runs from base 147 to 1472 and encodes 441 amino acids. Lineage: Eukaryota; Metazoa; Chordata; Actinopteri; Scombriformes; Scombridae. The transcript has 10 exons. Gene Ontology annotation, molecular function: calcium ion binding; serine-type endopeptidase activity. Gene Ontology annotation, cellular component: extracellular region.
CAGACAGUGUUCAGCUGCAGACUGUGGACUCUCAGUAAACACUGAUAGUUAGUCAUUAACACAGCAGACACAGACUGCACCAUCGUCUCUGUCCGCAGCUUCCAAUCUUCACAUCCUCUCCAGACUUCAACUUCGGUUUGACCAACAUGUCCCGCCUCGUCCUGUGCGCGUCCGUCAUCGUGGCUCUGUGGUCGGCGUCCGUGCUCAGUAUGGCAGUGUUCACGGACGCUCCGCAGGCUCACAUGCUGCUCCGGUCUCGUCGGGCGAACUCGUUCUUGGAGGAGCUGAAACCUCCGUCCAUGGAGCGCGAGUGUGUGGAGGAAAGGUGUGACUUUGAAGAAGCCAGAGAGAUUUUCCAAACCAGGGAAGCCACACUGGAGUUCUGGACGGUGUACACGGAUGGGAACCAGUGUCAGUCCAACAUGUGUGGUCAUGGAUAUUGUGUGGAUCAAUACCAAACAUACAUCUGCCGAUGUAACCAGGGAUACGAGGGAAAAUACUGCACAGAACCUCAAUCAGCGACUAACUGCUCUGUGAAUAACGGCGACUGUGACCAGGAGUGUAAGGAGAGCGAGGGCGGCCUGAGGAGGACCUGCAGCUGUGUCGACGGAUACAAGCUGCAAGACAACCACAGGGAAUGUGUCCCGAAAGGUGAAUCGUCCUGUGGUCGGCUGCUGAUCGGCAGGUCAUCGUACACCAAACCGAGGGACGGCCUGCUGCCAUGGAUGGUGGGGGGGGAAGUGGGCAAGAAGGGCGAGAGUCCGUGGCAGGUGCUAUUGCUGAAUGCUUAUGGGCGUUUUCACUGCGGAGGCGUCCUCAUCGAUGAGAGCUGGGUGCUGACAGCUGCUCACUGCCUCGAGAACAACCUGAAAUUCAGUGUACGAUUGGGCGACUACGAGCGCCUCAGAUCUGAAGGCAGCGAAGUGACUCUGAAGGUGGCAAAGACCUUCAGACACCCGAAUUACUACAACGGCCAAACGGUGGACAACGACAUCGCCCUGCUGCGCCUCGACUCCCCCGCCCCGUUUUCAGAGUUCAUCCUCCCCAUUUGCAUGCCGGGGAGAGAGAUGGCCGAGCGGGUGCUGCACCAAAAUGGAACCACCACCGUGGUGACCGGCUGGGGCAAAGAUGACAGCAACCGCUACAGCUCGGCACUCAACGUCAUCAAAGUGCCGCUGGUCACCCACAGCGUCUGCAGCAGCCACAUGUCCCACAACGUCUCUGACAACUUCCUGUGCGCCGGGAUACUCGGGCAGAGGAUGGACGCCUGCGAGGGGGACAGCGGCGGACCGAUGGUCACUCUGUACCGAAACACCUGGUUCCUGGUGGGUCUGGUGUCCUGGGGUGAGGGCUGCGCUAGGGAGGACAAGCUGGGCAUCUACACCAAGGUAUCCAACUACAAUGAGUGGAUCAACAGCGUUCGUGAAGAAUGGGACAAAACUCAUCAUCCACCAGAACCCCAGGGUGUCUAAACCCACCUCCACACCCAACAGCUCUCCCAGUUUGGUCUGUUAAACCCACAUAAAGGCCCUCAGUGCAGCAGAAAUGUGAUACACUUUGUUAAAUAAACUGAUUCAGUCUCAAGAGGUUUGCUUCCCAUUUUCACCACAGCUGAGUGUCAUUUAUUUUGAGCCACUUUAGUGAUGUUGUUUAAAACUUUGGUCCAGAGGGAAACAUCUCAACAACUACAGUCUGGAUUAGAAUUAAGUUUAGUUGACUUUUCCACCACUUUACAAAAGGAAUUCAGAUUUUUACGUUGAUUUCCAUGGUUUCUAAUUCGGUUAGAACUAUAUUUAUAUGACAUCAAACUUUCCUCUGUCCCCCUCUUAUAAAACAUCCUUCUUUAUCUAGCUGUGAAGAUCCACCAGUUUAUGUGUUUUGCUUCACUUGACCCCAACGACACACCAUUUUGUAGAAAUGAAGUUUAGUUCACUAUUUAGUGGAGCUGUUAACAACUCAUAGACAUCUGAAAUGUGAGCCCGACUACACACUGCUUUUUGGAAGACGUCAAAAGACAAAAAGGUUGGAAACCACCAAUGUGUUGUAUUUUAAAAGCUUGUUAUAUUAUCCAUUGUGUCAAAAUAUUAAUCUGAAAAGUAACUAAAGCUGUCAAAUAAAUGUAGUGGAGUAGAAAGUACAAUAUUUCCCUCUGAGAUGUAGAAAGUAGCAUCACCUGGAAAUGUACUAAGUAACUUUCCAGCACGGUCCAACAGCUUUUCCUGCUUUGACAAGUCCAAAAAUUGUCGGAUGUUUAGUUUGUUUAGUAAGAGAUCCAAGUUAUUACAAUUUAUCCUCUGGGGAACAUGAACGUCUGUAAAAAAGCAAACCAUCUCAUAGUUGCUGAGAUAUUUCAGUCUGGAUCAAAGAGGUCAUCCCUGUAGAAAUGUUGCUCUGUGCAUUACUGAUAUACAAGACUGUAUGCAUUCAAUUUGUGUUUAAUUAUCUUGAACAAGACAUGAGGCAUCCGUUGGCUUUUUCAGGCAUUUCUGUAUUAUUCAGCACCAAGUUGGAUAUGACGUGAAUGCUGCAUUAAUGGCUGGUUGGCGGUUUUCUAAUGUCCUAAAAAGUCAGUAAUUCCCACUGUUUUGAAGUCCUCAUAUGUCAUGAUAUGUUCACUGUCAGCAGUCAUAUUAAAGUCUCAUUAAAACAAA